This is a messenger RNA of Caenorhabditis sp. 36 PRJEB53466, 3189 nucleotides long. The record is from the annotation of a GenBank genome assembly. Lineage: Eukaryota; Metazoa; Nematoda; Chromadorea; Rhabditida; Rhabditidae.
AUGAUCCUUCUCUAUCCACUCCUCAUUUUACUCUCUCCCGUUUCCACAACCCCAAAUGCCGGUCAUUUCGAUUUGACCGAGUUCCGAAGAGUCAGUUACGAUGCGAAAAUCGGGGACGAUUUUCUGUGGUUCGCCCCGGAGCUGGAUAUCCGGAAGGUUUCCGCUGAGAACAUCGACCACUUAGAAAAACAGAUUGCGGAAAGAAUUCCAAAGAAAUCACAGGAAAAUUAUGUGUUUGUGACGAGCAAAGGAGGUCAGAAGUUCGCGUGCUCUUUGCCAGACGUUGAGGAGUUGAAGAAGCCGGACGCGCCGCGGAGCAGCAAGAAUCCAAAGAUCUACGGGGACGCGCUAGCCGCCUCCUUCUACAUUGACAAGUGCAUUCGGUUGCGAGGUAACAACUGGUGGGCGUACAUUCUCUGCCGCGGACAAACGGUCGAGCAAGUGCACGGAGAACGUGAGUCUCCCGUUGCGUCGGAAGGGAUGACGAGAAUUUUCAGCCGAGCAAGAGGGAUACGCGAAGAACAUUCUCGGCAUUUUCGACGGUACUUUCACGAUGCCGCCGUAUCACGAAUCGACGGAAGACCGCCUUCUUUACGUGGAAGAAUCGUAUUCGAGCGGAACUUUCUGUGAUUUGAACGAUAAUCGAGAACCGAGAAGGACGACAGUUCGGGUGAGAAGAGAGUGAACAGAAAGUUAAAAAUAAGGUCAAUGAAAUAUUAUUUAGUACGAAUGUGACGCCCAACUGAGCACGAACGAAGCGUACGUGCACUCAGUGGUCGAAGAGAGGCCGUGCCAGUAUCUUAUGACUGUCAAAGUGGGCACUCUGUGCCACUUCCCGGAGUUUUUGCCCGUCAGUCAGGCGAACACGAACGACAUCGGAUGCCAGCCGUACCUGAGUCUGGAGGACAUCAAAGGGUUGCUCAGAAAGCAGUUGGAAGAGAAGGAAAAACAGGCAGUGUUGGAGAAGGAAGCUAUCGAAGCGAGGCACUAUUAUAAAGUGACAGCCGAUAGAUUCACGGCGAUGAUGAAGGGAAAACGGUCGAUGAAUGGGUUCGACACUGUGAAAAUAGAUCUGGCGGAAAUGGAUUAUCGAGCAGGACACUUCAAUUUGAUGAUGAUCAAUAUGAGUGAGGGCUGGAAGCAGUUUAUUAUAAAACGAACGAAAAGUUACAGAGCUGAUAAAGGAAACGAUCACAAAAACAAAGAUGGACGCGAUAUGGACACUCCUGGAGACUUCCGAUCUCUCCGAUUACCUCCUUUACAGUAACAGUUCCAGACAUUUCAGAAGCGAACAAAUUCUGUUUUUCAGUCGAUUACGAUGACAUCACACAAGAGAACAACGGCCAUUUGUGGUACUAUUUCCACGAGCCGACGUGGCCAAAAUCGCAAUUUCCGAAAGAUAUCAAUGCGGCAGCGGUGAGUUUCGAAUACUGAGAGUGUAUAUUAAUAGAAAGAUUCAGAUGGAAAGUAAGUACAUUGACGAAGUGCGGAUGAAUUUGAGAACGCGCAAGUACAAAUACGAAGGCAUCGAUCCGUUGGUGAACUCGCUGGCAGACACGGUGAUGACUGGCUACAUCGAUUUGAAAUAUCAGAUGUUAAUCAGUGGAGAUGCCAUAUUCAAGGAAAUGGCGCAUCAUUAUUAUCUUCGCGAGAAGGAGUACGAAGACGGCAGUUGGCGGUUCUACGUAUAUAAUAUGUUGCGUACCAGAAAGUCUGUUGUUCAUGAAUUACUUGAAAUAUAUUCGUGGCCCGAAGACGACGGACCAGUGGAUCCGAUGGGCGGCUACGGGUAAGUUGAUCUGUUGAGACACUCGGAGCGUUUCGUUUGCAGAAAACAUCUCGUUUCACUUUUGUUCACUGAACUCGAGCUUCACUUGUCUCUCAUCGAGAGGAAAGACAGCUACGUGCAAAAUAAACUUCCGAAUUCAAUCAAGAGGGAAGUUAUUUACAAAACAGUCACUUUCGAGCCAGCAACUGGGGAGAUCAAAAAGAAGUUCGUAUGGCAGAUCUCUGUUCCAAAUCAGAAGGAAACUCUGAGACAUCUUGAAAUGGUAUACGAGGAUCUCCUCACCCCUGUCUAUCAACUGUUCAGUGUAAGUGACAUGUCUCUGUCAGCGAACACUCCUAUUCAAAAUACUUUCAGAUUGCAUAUUUCCAAGCGAAACUUCCUACCUACUUCAGUGCUUAUCCACGCUCAAUGGUUCAUCUGAAGAACGUCAGAUCCGACGACUACAGGUUCCACAUGAAUCUCGCGCGCGACCUGAUUGAUCUUUCGAGAAUGCUGGCGAUUGCAACGCUGACGAAACUGAAACAGUAUGCCAGAAAGUGAUCAACAACGUUUUAUGGAACAUUUCAGUAUUGUCCGUAUUCAACAAGGCUCCGACAAAGCUUACGAGUCUGAGCAGUUCUUCGAAGACUGGGAAAGUCUUCAGAAGAUAUAUGAGAGGGAAUGGAAAGAGCCGUACGUGGAACGGGUCGACUUUGCAUUCGUAAACGUGUUCGCGAAAGAAGGACCUCGGUUGGUGCAGGAAUCGAUUCAGAGGGAGUGGAAUAGGAUUAAGAUGCAAUGGCAGAACAAAUUCUGGCUUGAAGACUUGAAAUACAGGAAACAGGCGAAAGCUCUACACAAUCUGAUGCUCGGCGCCUUGGAGAUGGCCGGUGGAAGUGGAACACUCCAGACUCUCGGCGGAACAUCGAGCAGAAAGAAGUCGGAAGCGUCGGCAGCCAAUAAAAAGAGGGAAGAUGAUUACAUACUGUGGCAAACGAUUCAGGACAUAUUCGAGAAUAUGAAAGAAGGGACUAGAGGUUAGGAAAACUAUCAAAGAAUCAAUUCAAAGCCAGUUUCAGAGAGUUUGAUAGAGGAACUGACACUCGACCUGCCAGAGGACAGUUUUCUUGAAACGGGCGACAUGAAAGAGGUGUUCAGUCUUCUGGAAAAAGCGGGUAUGCUGAAUAAAGGUAAGUGGAAACACUAUAGAAAAUGGAGAGACUGUAUGUUUUUCAGAUGACAUGUCAAUAAAACUCGUCGAUUCCGAUGGUCAUGAAUUAUCCAAUGAGGAGCUCGAAACUUUGACAAAGAAUUUUUUGGACGAAAUGGAUUCGCAGGCGAACUUCAAAGAAAACGAGAAGGCGUACUCGUCCAAGUUUAGCACGAAUUCAGAAGACGAGGAAGAAGAUGAUGAUGAAUGA